This is a messenger RNA of Dentiscutata erythropus, 627 nucleotides long. The record is from the annotation of a GenBank genome assembly. NCBI's taxonomy places the organism in Eukaryota, Fungi, Glomeromycota, Glomeromycetes, Diversisporales, Gigasporaceae.
AUGACAACAACCAAGACUUCCGCAAUCACUAAUCGAUCAAAUAAUUCCAAAAGCCCUUCAUACAAUCUUAAAACACGUGGGACACAUGCACGAGUACAACGAGUGAAGGUAGCUACUGUGGGAAAGCCAAAUAAUUCAUCGGAGAAGCAACAACAUAGAAAUUGUCUGAGAUGCAAAGAAAGUGAUAUUAGUGUUAAGACUUUAACAGAGCGUGUUGCAAGAAUAGAGAAUUUGGUUAAUGCACUCUCUAAAACUACUCAAAAUCUUUUCAAGCGAGAUGAUAAAUUAUCCUGGAGAUUAAAAGGUCUUGAUUUGACGACUUGCAGUCUUGAGGAAUUACAGAAAUUAGUGAUAACUACCACAAGUAUCAUGAUAUCUCAAAACGAUAAACUUCAUACUACUACUACACCUUCCAAUUUAACCGUACCAAACGUUUCUCGUAAACCUGGCCGUAAACAUUCUUAUAAACCACAACCCACUUCACCUAUUAUUCAUUCUGAACCUAUGGAAGAUCCUACAAGUGCUUCUUCUCACGUAACAUUUGUAAAAUCAGCUCCUCCAAAAUUGGGUAGAACAAAGUCUCUCCGUAAAGACUCCGGUUAUGUUGAAUCUAAGCAAACUGAUUAA